AUGUCGGACGGUCGUCCCGUCGCGAAUAGCGUCUACUUUUACGCGCCUAACCAAGGCGCUUCCAUUUUUUUUGCCGCGGCUUUUGCCGUCUCGGGGCUGGCUCAUAUCGGCCAGUGUUUUUACUACCGCUCCUGGAGCAUCAGCAGCCUCCUCCCCUUCUUCUGUGCCCUCCUCACAGCGGGAUACGCCACGCGCAGCUAUGGCGCAUUCCACUACGAUGACCCGCAGAUUUACACGGCCAGUCUGCUGCUAAUCUAUGCCUCUCCCCCCAUCCUCGCCCUAGCCAACCACCUCACCCUAACCCGCCUCUUCUACUUCGUCCCCUACCACGCGCCGCUGCACCCCUCCCGCAUGGUCGUCAUCUUCUCCGCCCUGACCGCCGUGACCGAGCUGCUCACAAUCGCGGGAAUCGCCUACCUAACCGACCGCGGGGCACCCGAUAAAUCGAUCAGCGUCGGCGACACGCUCACGAAAGCCUCCCUAGUCCUGCAGCUGCUGGUGACGGUCGUGUUUUUCCUGCUCGCCGGCACCUACCACGCGGCGUGCCACCGCGGGAGGAUCAUGCGGAACAAAAGGGUCGCCCGGCCGUUGAUGACGGCGUAUGCGAGUAUGUUGAUGGUGUUUGGGCGGACGAUAUACCGGAUGGCGGAGCACUUUGGGGUGCCGGCGUCGCGGAAGGGGGUGGAUCCGAUGAGUUUGGAUCCGGUGGUGCGGUUUGAGUGGUAUUUUUUGGUGUUUGAUGCGGCGCUGAUGUUGGUUGGGGUGGUGGUGUGGAAUUUGAGUCAUCCGGCUGGGCACUUGCCUGGGGAUUCGAGGUUGUAUUUGGCGCAGGACGGGAGGACGGUGAUUAAGGGGCCCGGGUGGAAGGAUUCGCGGUCGAAGACGGAGACGAUUUUUAAUCCGUUUGCGACGUUGCGGACGACGGAUGGGCACCAGAAGAAGUUUUGGGAGUCGAAUGGGUAUCAGAUGGGGGGGCGUGUUCGGAGGGCAGGGGUGGCUUGA
Messenger RNA from Dichotomopilus funicola, 1002 nucleotides. Its product is annotated as protein RTA1. The coding region runs from base 1 to 1002 and encodes 333 amino acids. NCBI's taxonomy places the organism in Eukaryota, Fungi, Ascomycota, Sordariomycetes, Sordariales, Chaetomiaceae. The record is from RefSeq and is a predicted model, not a curated record. Gene Ontology annotation, cellular component: membrane. The transcript has 4 exons.